CCGCGGCUGUUUCGGCCCGGGGCGGGACGGGAGGAGCCAUGGAGGACGCUGAUUACUUCGAAGGCAGUGCGGCGGAGUGGGGGAACGAGGCGGACGGGGGGACGCAAGAUGAUGAGGAUGGGGAGGGAGAAGACGAUGCAGAAGUCCAGCAAGAAUGCCUGAAGAAAUUUUCAACCCCAGACUAUAUAAUGGAGCCGUCUAUAUUUAACACCUUAAAGAGAUAUUUCCAAGCAGGAGGUUCUCCAGAGAAUGUUAUCCAGCUCCUCUCUGAAAACUACACCGCAGUGGCACAAACUGUUAAUUUGCUGGCAGAGUGGCUCAUUCAAACAGGUGUUGAGCCAUUGCAAGUUCAGGAGACUGUAGAAAACCAUUUAAAGAGCUUACUUAUCAAGCAUUUUGACCCUCGGAAAGCAGAUUCCAUCUUUACAGAGGAAGGAGAGACUCCAGCCUGGCUUGAGCAAAUGAUAGCCCAUACUACAUGGAGAGAUCUCUUUUACAAGUUGGCAGAAGCCCAUCCUGACUGUUUAAUGCUUAAUUUUACUGUGAAGCUUAUAUCUGAUGCUGGAUAUCAAGGGGAAAUAACUAGUGUUUCAACAGCAUGUCAGCAACUAGAAGUGUUUUCCAGGGUCCUGCGUACAUCUCUGGCAACGAUUUUAGAUGGAGGAGAAGAAAACCUUGAAAAAAACCUCCCUGAGUUUGCUAAGAUGGUGUGCCAUGGAGAACACACUUACCUGUUUGCUCAAUCUAUGAUGUCCAUACUGGCUCAAGAAGAGCAAGGAGGGUCAGCUGUCAGACGGAUUGCUCAGGAGGUUCAGCGAUACGCUCAUGAGAAAGGCCAUGAUGCCAGCCAGAUCACUUUAGCAUUGGGUACUGCAGCCUCCUACCCUCGAGCGUGUCAGGCUCUUGGUGCGAUGUUGUCCAAAGGUGCUCUCAAUCCAGCAGAUAUCACUGUCCUGUUCAAAAUGUUUACAAGCAUGGACCCACCUCCAGUAGAACUGAUUCGAGUCCCUGCCUUUCUGGACCUCUUCAUGCAGUCAUUGUUUAAGCCAGGUGCUAAGAUCAACCAGGACCACAAACAUAAAUUUAUUCACAUACUGGCAUAUGCAGCCAGUGUAGUGGAGAUGUGGAAAAAGAACAAGAGAGUGAGCAUAAACAAGGAUGAACUCAAGUCAACUUCAAAAGCCAUUGAAACCGUUCAUAAUUUGUGUUGCAAUGAGAACAAAGGAGCAUCAGAGUUGGUUGCAGAACUGAGCACUCUCUAUCAGUGCAUCAGGUUCCCAGUGGUGGCAAUGGGUGUAUUAAAGUGGGUGGAUUGGACAGUGUCAGAACCACGAUACUUCCAGCUGCAGACUGAUCACACUCCAGUUCAUCUGGCAUUAUUGGAUGAGAUCAGUACAUGCCAUCAGCUGCUUCAUCCCCAGGUUCUACAACUUCUUGUCAAGCUCUUUGAAACAGAACAUUCACAGCUUGAUGUAAUGGAGCAGCUGGAAUUGAAGAAGACACUCUUGGACAGGAUGGUACACUUACUCAGUCGAGGAUAUGUCCUACCUGUUGUCAGCUAUAUCCGCAAAUGCCUGGAGAAGCUAGAUACAGACAUCUCUCUCAUCAGAUACUUUGUUACGGAGGUGCUUGAUGUGAUUGCUCCUCCAUAUACCUCAGACUUUGUGCAGCUUUUUCUUCCAAUCUUGGAGAAUGAAAGUAUUGCAGGUACUAUUAAAACAGAAGGUGAACAUGAUCCUGUCACUGAGUUUAUAGCUCAUUGCAAAUCUAACUUUAUUAUGAUGAACUAAGCAGUGGAAAAUAUCAAGAAUGAGGAACACACAGUCACAGCUUUGCCAUAUUCUCCACCAGUAAGGUUCUAUAACUGGGCAACACAGCAGCCAAAAAUCCAACAAACAAAACCCCCCAAAAAAUAUGGAAGAAAGGGCUGAAGGGUAUUUGCUUGACUUGCAUGGUGACCUUAAGUUUCAUGAGAGGACUGUUAACAUACUUUGAAAAUUUGAAUAAUACUGAAGGAUUUUCUGUGACACAAAAUAGUAUAAAUCUAAAUAUUCUUAGGGAGUUAGCAGGAGAGAAACAGAUGUAUUUUGAAGAAUGUUAUUUUUACUCACAGAAUUUAUCACUGAUUCUUUGUGUAACAUACAAAGCCUGAAGAACAGGAAAGGUGGUUCCUACAAAACCACUUUGUAGAGAGUUCUCUGAAGGCUAUCUUGAGUGCUCUAGGUUUUGAUAUUAUGAAUUGUCAGAAUGGAGUUAGUGUGAUGAGCUCUGCUGCAGAGAAGCCACAAUGCCUCUUUCUCACCUCUGUGUAAUAUUAGAAUUCUAAAUAGCCUCUGUGUUUACUGCUAUGAAAAACACCCAAAUGACCUGUUUUGUGUCACUCGAGUGGAGUUGUAACAGUCAAGGUUGGUUUUGUAGUAGCAGAUGAAUCCUACAAAUGUUACCUUUCAGAAUCUAUUUUCUGUUAAAUAGAUGCAUCGAAUGUUACUGGUAAGUUUCAUUACCAUGUCUGAAUUCUACUCUCCACAAAUAUGAAUGUGUGCAGAAAUUUUGUUACUGCUUGGUUUUUAUUCUUCUCUACUGUGUCCUGGUUGAUGCCAAACAGUGGGGGAUAUACCCAAAAUUAUAAUUUACCUUUAAAUAAAGUUGUUUUGUUUUUCCAGAGA
Messenger RNA from Dryobates pubescens (Downy woodpecker), 2666 nucleotides. It is a transcript of the gene NELFCD, whose product is annotated as negative elongation factor complex member C/D. The coding region runs from base 39 to 1790 and encodes 583 amino acids. Gene Ontology annotation, molecular function: RNA binding. Gene Ontology annotation, cellular component: NELF complex; nucleus. The transcript has 15 exons. Gene Ontology annotation, biological process: negative regulation of transcription elongation by RNA polymerase II. NCBI's taxonomy places the organism in Eukaryota, Metazoa, Chordata, Aves, Piciformes, Picidae. The record is from RefSeq and is a predicted model, not a curated record.